This is a messenger RNA of Marmota flaviventris (yellow-bellied marmot), 1476 nucleotides long. The record is from RefSeq and is a predicted model, not a curated record. NCBI's taxonomy places the organism in Eukaryota, Metazoa, Chordata, Mammalia, Rodentia, Sciuridae.
AUGCUGGGCACCAGACUCCUGCUGCUGGCUCUGCUCCCAGGGACCUCCCCCUUGCCUGGUGGGCCGAUUGCGCCCGCGUUCCCCGGGGGACCUGGCCCCUGGCUGCGCAGGCCCCUUUUCAGCCUGGAGCUGUCUGACGCAGAGGACGCCUUCCCGCGCCGCGCGGGGCCGCUCGAGGUCCCGGCAGAUAGCCGCGUGUUCGUGCAGGCGGCCCUGGCCCGACCCUCCCCGCGCUGGGGCCUGUCCCUGCACCGCUGCUCAGUAACGCCGUCCUCACGCCCGGCCUCCGGGCCUGCUCUGGUGCUGCUAAGCGGGGGCUGCCCUGCUGACGCCUCGGUAGCUUUCCCGCCACCGUCGCACCCCGAUGCGACCCGCCCCGCACGCUUCAGCUUCCGGCUGCGCCCAGUGUUCAACGCCUCGGUGCAGUUCUUGCAUUGCCAGCUGAGCCGCUGCCGCCUCCUCCAGGGAGUCCGCCGGACGCGGGAGGCUCUGACCUCGCCGCCGAAGAAACUGCGGUGUCUGCCCCAGGAUGAGGCAUGCGCGGGCGUUGGCAGCGGCAGCGGCAGCGGCAGCGGCGAGAGCCUGGGCGCCGACAGCCCCCACCUGCACACGCUGACGCAGCCUAUCGUGGUCACAGUGCCGCGGCCGCCCCCCAGGCCGCACAAGAGCCUCCCGGGCAGGGCCGUGCUCCCCCAGCCGCCCGCGCCGGCCCCGGGGGCCCUGGAGCCCGCGCCUGUGGUGGCGCUGGUGUUGGCGGCCUUCGUGCUGGGCGCCGCCCUGGCCGCCGGGCUGGGCCUCGUCUGCGCACACUCAGCGCCUCCACUCCCAAGCCAGCCAACUAGAGCUUCGCCCAGUGGCCCUCAGCCCCGGAGGCCCCAGUGAGGCAGGUAAGUGUGUGUGGGGCGAUCUGGAGGAAGAGCUGGAGAAGGAAGGUGAUAAUGACCUUUCAUAGAGCUAACUCUAGCGGCAGGCAUGGCUCUGAAUGUUUUACACACAUUAAUCUUUCAAAUAACCUUCAGGUGGCUAUUAUAAUCCCCACUAGAGAGGAGGAAAAUGAGGCCCCGAGGUCUAGUAACUUGCCAAAGGUCAUAAUGUUUGGUGGAGCCGGGACUGGAAUUCAUGGACUGGGAUCACUGAGGUGGACUGUGGGGUCUGGAUGGAAAGGUCCUCAAGCCUUGGACAGGUACUAGGCAAGGGAUUUGGGAUUCAGACCCAGUUUCCACUCUCCCCGCCACACAAACUGAUAUAAGGCCAACGCCUGCUAGGAAGGGGGUGCGUAGUUUCCCCACCUUCGCUCAGCCUGCUCCACUCCUCCCCAGCGAUGGAGCCUUGCCUGCAAGGGGCACCCAACCAUGGGUUCAGGAGUAGGCUCUCCAGGACCUGAUCCGCAGUUCUGGACACCACACUUUGGGGCCUCGAUCCCUGUGCUUCUCUCCUUCCUUCCUCCCACCCCCGCUCCCAUCUGAGCUCAAAAUA